CCUCAACAUAAUAUGUAAUUUUUUUUAAAUAGUAAAUUUUAGCCUAAACUUAGGCUCUUGGAAAUCGGAAAAUGCCUAGCACAACAAAUCCUUAAUAGCAACGAGAAGAACUCUCGAAAAAACAUAAUUAUAUUGAAGAUGACAACGCAAUAACUCUCAAACCACUACGAUGUCGACCUCGAAGCAACUGUUAGGCAGCUAUUCUGUACCAAAUGUGAGCUUGGUGUACGUUUGCCUCGUGGGCAAUAUUACCCCAGGGAAUCCGGGGAAGUCUAAUGUUGGCUGUGGGUCGGGACACAGUCGACCGUCGCUUCACAUCAUUGACAAUGUUGACGAGGUUGGCACCAGUAAAGACAACGACACUGCAAUAGAAGUCCAGAGAUCCGUAGCAUUCCACGAACUUGUCGAGAGCCCUGGGAAAUUUGGGAUCCUCGAAUAUUUUCCCGAUAAAAUCGAGGAACAAGCAUCAGAAACAAUACCUUUGCCACACCAUAAGGGAGAGGCAGAUGAAGAAAAUGUAUAUGGCAAUCCGAAAAUUCUGAGCUUAACUAAAACCAAGUGGCUCAGCGAGAGUCGAGAUGGAUCUCCUGAUGCAAGAGAGUGCCUGAUACAAUCUACAACGUCAGAGAGCUCGCUCGGAGAGGAAUUGCCCGAACACACGUCCACCCAUAAAGCCCUGUCCACGGUGCUAGCCUUGGACAAGGAGCACAACCUAUUCGGCUUGUCCAACACAUACAUACAGCUGACGAGCCCCAAGUGGAGGAAGUGCCCGAAGGAUAGCGACAGUAAAGCGGUCUUCCAUCAGACUGCUAUUGUUCAAGCUUGCUACAAGACGUGUUGCAGGCGUAGGAGCAAGACAGACUUACCAUCGUCUUUGAAGUGCGGAGGCUGCAAGUCAAGAUGCUCCUGCGCCAGAUGUCGCUCGUGCAUCAGUUGCACGUCGCUAUUAUGCAAAUCCUCCUGCUCUACGUGUGUUGUCCCCUGCAAUCCUUGCUUGCCGUGCGGCUCAUCUUGCGUGGUGCCGUGCCCUUUGUUUUUUAACAAACCCUGUCCCCCUAAGACCUGUCCAUCAAGGCCUUGUCCAAGUUACUUUAGUUGCUGCACGCCUUCUUGCAGCAGGGAAUGCCCACGAUUUGGAUUGCAGUUGUCUGUCAUGAAGAAACCAAAAUUUGCUCCGGUUUAUUCGGAAAUUGAGCCAAAAGCAAGCUGUAUUCUAUCAAAGCCAUUCCUCGCCCGCUCUUGCAACCACCACCCCCGCUGCAUCCCCCCCUCCACCUGCUUCCCGUACCUCAUGCCGUGCUUCUGGCCCACGCGGUCCGGUGCCCCCUGCUGCGAGCCUUCGCAGUGCUUCCACAACCCGCCGUGCCCGAGGGGCCGCUCGAAGACUGGCAGGGUGCAUCCGCAGGAGCUGUGUCCGCAUGGUCUUCCAUGCGUCGGGAAGGACAAGAGCCAAAAAUGUGAAAACUAUUCUUGCAUAGGGCGCAACAAUGAAGCAUUGGCAAAAGCAUUGGCUGAUUUCAACACCGUAAAGAAAUAAAUGAAGAUUACUCAAUAUACUUUUAUAAACAUAAAUUUCCAAAUAAACUACAAUUCAAA
Messenger RNA from Leguminivora glycinivorella, 1596 nucleotides. RefSeq lists its product as uncharacterized. Lineage: Eukaryota; Metazoa; Arthropoda; Insecta; Lepidoptera; Tortricidae. Bases 170 to 1537 code for a protein of 455 amino acids. The record is from RefSeq and is a predicted model, not a curated record. The transcript is spliced from 15 exons.